Molecule: messenger RNA, 792 nt
Organism: Durusdinium trenchii
Lineage: Eukaryota; Dinophyceae; Suessiales; Symbiodiniaceae
Source: the annotation of a GenBank genome assembly
AUGGCACACCAUUCCACGAUCGAUCGCAGAGCCGGUCAGGCUGUUGCUGUUCCCUACAAGCGCAGGUAUGACUACCACGAGCUCGGUGAGCAUGUGACCAGUUUGAUCUUGAAGAGUUUGCCUCCAAACCUAUCGAUCAGCAGGUUAUGCGCAUUCUUAGAGAAGAUCACGCCGGGGAAGUAUGAUUUUAUUCAUUUGCCCCAUCACGAGCAGACUAGGCACAAUAUUGCUCUCGCCUUCAUCAACUUCGUCGACCAUGAUUCGGCCAGGACAGUCUACUACAUGUUCCUGCACAGAGACAGUCGCCCGUGGCGGCGAACCCGAGCGACCCCUGGAAACAUCCAGGGCCUUGAGAACAACUUGUCCUACUUCUUGGCACGCUUUGGUGUCGAGGGCCUGAAGAGGCCAGAUGCACCAUUGAUCUUCCAAGUUGGACAACAAGUUGAGAUUUCAGACCAGUUUCUCCGAGAAUGCUUGACCCCCGCGAAUUUGGCCUGCGGUCUGGCAAGUGCCACCAAUACCGGGCAAGAAGGGCAAAGGACAGUGCCGACCGCGCUGGUUGCGGCGCUUCAACCAGGAUUCUGCUUACUGGAGGCUGGUGCCCACAGUGAUAGCACGUCAUCCUCUCAGAGGUGCGGAUCCAGCUUGUCAGUGCAGUUGAAGGAGCGACGGCGCGACGGGCCGAGCUGCGAAGGCUCUGGUGAUUUUCCUCGAGAGCGGGGUCGAGAAGGGGACGACUUUCCUCAAGUGCCAAGUUACAUGCAUAGAGGGAUGAGGGUCUUCCAGCUCUAA